AUGGAUGCAAAUAGCAAAGUGUCGUUUGUUGUGGCGCUGCAAAGGGCGAGCAGCCCCACUCAGUACUUCUGGUACAGAACCACCCUGCAAAUCUCUGAGGACAUAAAUCACCCGCAAACGUUCAACUACAAGAUCGCCAUGGCACUGGUCAUCGCUUGGAUAUUGGUCUAUUUAUGCAUGAUCAAGGGAAUCGCCUCCUCUGGGAAAGUUGUUUACAUAACAGCUACAUUCCCCUACAUCGUUCUAGUCAUAUUUUUCUUCAGGGGUAUAACUCUGAAGGGUAUGAGCGAUGGCUUGAUACACCUCUUCACCCCGAAGUGGCAUACGAUUCUAGACCCUGUGGUAUGGUUGGAAGCGGGCACUCAGAUAUUCUUUUCCCUCGGCCUGGCCUUCGGUGGGCUAAUAGCCUUCUCAUCAUACAACCCGGUGGACAACAACUGUUACCGUGAUGCGAUUAUGGUCUCAAUGACCAACUGCUUAACGUCCAUGUUCGCUGGAAUAGUCGUCUUUUCGAUCAUCGGUUUUAAGGCCACUAUGAUUUACGAGAAAUGCUUGAGUUUGAGGAACGAAACUCUGUUGGAAACGUUCGGUUCAUCUUACGAGUCCAUGGUGUUCCCGGCGGAAGGUCAACCGGUGACGGUAGACGUAAACGGCAACUUGACCACUUUGCUGAUGCCCCAUUUGCCCGAGUGUGAUCUUCAAAAGGAGUUGGAUAAUACGGCAUCUGGCACGGGCCUAGCGUUCAUAAUAUUCACGGAGGCAAUCAACCAGUUCCCUGGUGCUCAGUUCUGGUCCAUCCUGUUCUUCCUUAUGCUGUUCACCCUCGGCAUCGAUUCCCAGUUCGGAACCCUCGAGGGUGUGGUCACCUCGAUAGUCGACAUGAAACUCUUUCCCAACCUUCGGAAGGAGUAUCUAACAGGAGGCCUCUGCUUGGUCUGCUGUCUGUUGUCUAUGGGCUUCGCGCACGGUGCCGGGAGCUACAUCUUCUUGCUGUUCGACAUGUACAGUGGGAACUUCCCGCUUCUGAUUAUCGCCUUCUGCGAGUGCAUUGGGAUCUCUUACGUGUACGGAGUUAAGAGAUUCGCCGAUGACAUAGAGCUGAUGACGGGCCGCAGGCCUGGCAUUUACUGGCUGAUCUGCUGGAAGUACUUGUCACCGCUGGCUAUGCUGUGCAUCCUCGUGUCGUCUUUCGCGGAGCUGGCAGUAGAGGGUUCAGGGUACGACGCCUGGAUAGCUUCGAGGGGCGACACUGAGAGGAAGUCGUGGCCUGCAUGGGCGGUGGUACUGGUGCUGGUGCUUGUCUUGGCUUCUGUGCUGUGGAUACCGGGCCUCGCUAUCUGCAGAUACUUCGGCAUACCGAUCAUAGAGGACGAGGAGCGCGCGUGGUUCCCGGCGGAGGAUUUGCGCGACUUCCACGGGAUUGAACCGCGGCCCGUCUCCAGGGCUGAGGUGCUGCUGUUCUGCACGCGGCCCGACGGCACCGAGGGCUGCUGCUGGCCCGGCUGCUGCGAGACCGAUGACGAGGAU
Molecule: messenger RNA, 1527 nt
Organism: Iphiclides podalirius (scarce swallowtail)
Lineage: Eukaryota; Metazoa; Arthropoda; Insecta; Lepidoptera; Papilionidae
Source: the annotation of a GenBank genome assembly